Messenger RNA from Sphenostylis stenocarpa, 1011 nucleotides. Lineage: Eukaryota; Viridiplantae; Streptophyta; Magnoliopsida; Fabales; Fabaceae. The record is from the annotation of a GenBank genome assembly.
AUGGAAGAAGAAAAAGCAGCGGCGUACUACGACGAGUUGACCCGCAAGGGCGAGGGAGCCGCUAGGUUUAAACAAGGUCUCGGUUUUUCCACUUCCGCAUCAAACGACGACGUUCCCAAACCUGGCUCUGCCCUCGCCUCCUCCUCCUCCUUCCUCUCCAAAUUCGUCAAAGCCUCCUCCACCUCUUCCCACUCCGACAAGGAACCGCAAGUCAAUGCCUCCUCCGCCCCUUCCGAGUCCCAGAAGCAAGCGCAACUGCAAUCCAUUCACGACAAGCUCAAGAAGAAGCCCUCUUCCGAGCCUAGGGUUUCGAGCAGAGAGAGGGAGAGGGAUAGAGAUAGAAGUAGAAGACGAAGCAGGAGCAGAGACAGGUACAGGGAAUCGCGGAGGCGGAGCAGGAGUAGAGACAGAUAUAGGUAUAGAGAUUUCGGCGGGGAUAGGGAUAGGGAUAGGGAGAGAGGGAGACGGAGGAGUAGAAGCGUUUCUCCUCGCAGACAACGUAGGUUGGAGAAGGACGCGGAUGAUAGAGGGAGGAGUGAAGCCAGAAAGGGGAAGAGUGCUGCGACUGAUUUUUCCAACCUAAUUGAAGGUUAUGACCGUAUGUCAUCUGCUGAAAGAGUCAAAGCAAAGAUGAAGCUUCAGCUCUCUGAAACUGCUGCACAUGAUUCAGAAAAGGGGGUAGGCUGGGAGCGGUUCGAGUUUAACAAGGAUGCCCCUCUUGAUGAUGAAGAAGUUGAAGUCGCCGAAGAUGAUGCAUCCUUAGUCAAGCACAUCGGCCAAAGUUUCAGAUAUUCUGCAGUUGAGGCAAGGAGGGAGGAACAAAUACAAGCUGCCCAUGAGGAAGCUAUGUUUGGUGCUACAGCACUUCCACCUCCCAUCAGUACAGAUAGUGAGCCUGAAAGGGAGAACGAGGAAGAGGUUCAUAAAAAAGAUCUGGUUACAAGCCUCUUAAGUGAAACAGUGCUGGCCAAGCAAAAGGGAUCCUGGCGUGAUCGGGUUCGGCAGGCUUAG